AUGGAGUUUCUUGCUGCCGACGCGGAGCGCAUGUACACGGAGAACGGCCGGGUGCAGCACCUCUCGUACUGGUCGUACAAGAUCCUGGCGCGGAGUUUCCUGCCGAGCUACCAGAGCCUCCCGUCGUCGGUGCCCUCGAACCGCCCCGCGCAGAACUUCAGCCGGGGCGCCGGGUACAUCGACUUUUGCACGUGGCACCGCUACUCCGACUUUGAGUGGCUGGCGGCGCAGAUGGAGUUGGAGUUCCCCGGCGUGCUAUUCCCGCCGAUUCCACCGAAGGAGACGGACGGGACGAUGGACAAGUUCACCGAUCUGCUCUCCAGCUCGAAGGAGAACGGCGCCGCCACGAAGGAGAACCCGCUGGUGAAGAAGCGCAUGCGGCGGCUGCAGUUGGCCCUCAACGCCAUUUCGCAACUACAUGAACUUCAUGAAUCCCCGCUGCUCAAGGCCUUUGUGACGUUUGACGAACUCGCCUGGCGCGCCUUUCGUGAAGAACGGCAGAAGCAAAACAAAAGAUCUCUCUUCUCCGCUGUGAAGUUGAAGGGGCUCAGCCUGUUCUCAAAGCUGCGCUCAAUCGGUGAGUCGAACGAGCAUAACGGUGUGGCGGAGUCUCCCUUUGUCGUCGUCGAAACGCGACAGAGUGACCUGGCCGGUCUCCUCCACACCUGCUGUGCGCAGGUAGAGCACAUCACAAAGUGCUGCGCCGGGGAGCUACGCCACUGGAGCGACGUGAAUGCGUUGCGUAAGCCGAUUCAGGGGUCGCCGCUGCCGUGGACCGCCUGCUACUGCGGACACCGGGUCCAGCACUCCCAGCACCCCGAGCUGGAAGGCGUGGUGCGAGACGUGAAGGACGACGUCGCCGUUGUAGAGUGGGACGACCAAGAUGAGAAGUUGGCAAUUGUGCGGCUGGAGGAGUUGAACUAUCCCUCUUCCGGGAUAAGUGACCCGGCGAUCUUUGCGUUGCAGGAGCUCGCGACCCAGGUGGAGUCUUACUGCAUGUACGUGAGCCGCUCGGCCGGGGUCACCGCGCUGAAGGAAGUGGAGGACAUGCUGUGGUUUCUCUCCAGCUACGCGAGUCGCUGUGUGCACGUGAUCAGGCGCUUCAAGGCAUUGGGUGCCGAGGCUCAGUCCCUCACACGGGCGACGGAGAAAAAGUCGAGCGCAACCCAGGCUGAAAGACUUGAGCAGGUGAAGCAGGAGCUGUCGAAGGGAACCGCCCGGUUCAUAGACGAGUACAACGGCUUUUAUCGGACGUUUCUGCGGAAGUCGCUCCUCGAUGUGGCACGCAGGUUCGGGGAGGUCAUGACGGUGAUGAUGUGCGACGACGAGUGGGAGCAGCGCCUCUCGGCGGCCAACGCGAUGCUAACGCCAGCCUUCCCGCUUCCGCCGGAGGAUGCGCCGGAGAUGCUCGCGGAGGACGCGGCGAAAAGUGGCUUCGUCACACGGGAACUUGCGAAUGAGGUGGAGGGCUAA
Molecule: messenger RNA, 1473 nt
Organism: Trypanosoma conorhini
Lineage: Eukaryota; Euglenozoa; Kinetoplastea; Trypanosomatida; Trypanosomatidae
Exons: 1
Coding region: 1-1473 (490 amino acids)
Cellular component (GO): endosome
Molecular function (GO): phosphatidylinositol binding
Source: RefSeq, a predicted model, not a curated record